UUCACAUUCAUUGUAUACUCCCAUCUGGUAGGCCUCCAUUUGUCGUUGUCGUCCGUUUAGCAGCGGUCAAACAUUCAAAAAAUAAAUAAAACUGACAACAUACAAGUAAAAUAUGUUGGCCUCAGGACCCUCAGGUUUCUAUAAUGCACCAACGACCAAGGGUCUGUUACUGGUAGUGGGUAGUCUUUCGCUCUUGUCGUCCAUAUUUCAGAUAAAAACUGACUUUCAUCUGCAGUUUACGCCUCAUCUUACAUCACAUCAUCAGUUUUGGCGCUUAAUUGUGUCACAUUUCGCUUUCUCAACAUCGACAGAGCUCCUCUUCGGUGGCUUCAUUAUAUAUCAUCUCAGGAUCAUUGAGCGGCUCUUUGGACCAGCAAAAUACGUGUCAUUCAUAUUCGUAGCGGCUGUCUUGUGCACCUUCUUGAACGUGGCAGUUUUGGUCACCGGUAGUGCCCUAGGUCUAAAUGUUUUGCCUGCAGGCCCCUAUGGCGUUAUUUUUGCAGCGCUUUAUCAAUUUUACAUCUUGAUUCCAGUGAUGUACGAAUUCAAAGUCUUUGGAGUGGCACUUACGGACAAAAUCUUCAUGUACAUCCUUGGAGCACAGCUUCUAUUUUCACAUAUACCAGGAUCAAUCGCAUUGAGUAUUUGUGGGUUAUUAGCAGGCGCGAUCUAUAGGAGUGAUUUUGCAGGGACAAGGCGCUGGAGAUUUCCAAAGCCCGUGGCCCGAUUCGGGGAACACUUCUUGUUACCAAUCUUUUCAUCCUCACCAGCUAUUCGCUCAACUGCUACGACUUUUGAGAACCGCUCCCAAACAAGAGCAUCCGAUCGCCCUGCUCAAGCCAUGCGGGAAUAUUUGGACGUCCUUUCAACUGGAGGAGCACCUCAAGGGGCUACACCACGGCCACCAUCAGAAGAACAGAUUGCGACUCUUCAAGCAAUCUUUCCCGCAGCGACUCAAGAACAAGCUAUCGCUGCGCUCAACUCUGCCAACAAUAACUUAGAUGGAGCAGUCCAAUAUCUCCUUGAUAACCAAUCUACCACACAGCCAUCUACCUCAUCAUCGUAGUAUAAGUUAUUUAUUUUGUUAUAUUUUCAUUUACAAUGACAUUUCGUAUUUACAAAUAUAUAGUAUUAAGAUUAAUAGCGUCAUCUUCAGAUAGAUAAUCAUUUUUGGGAAAAUCAGUACUUUAUCGAUAAAUGAAGUUAGGACAUCAUAAAUGAUCCUG
Messenger RNA from Lobosporangium transversale, 1226 nucleotides. RefSeq lists its product as hypothetical. Lineage: Eukaryota; Fungi; Mortierellomycota; Mortierellomycetes; Mortierellales; Mortierellaceae. Gene Ontology annotation, molecular function: ubiquitin binding; serine-type endopeptidase activity. The coding region runs from base 113 to 1066 and encodes 317 amino acids. The record is from RefSeq and is a predicted model, not a curated record. The transcript is spliced from 6 exons.